UGCAAUACUUUGAGGAAGGGAAAAAUAAAUAUUAGAGAAGAAACAAGGCCAACAACCCAAUAUCAUUUUCUUACUGUCGAUGUAUAGCUAUAAAUAGAGGCACAUCCAGGCCCUGCCUUCUUCGUAGUGUCAAUUCCAUAUCUAUAAGCUCUUAAUAUUAAAAGAAGAAACGAUAUAUCUCCAGCAAUGGUAUCUCUGCGGGCUCUCCUGGCCUUGCAAUUCCAUCAUUUCAUCCAUGAGGACUUCCAUGAAGUUGUCUCUAGAAUGACUUUCUUACAUAAACUUCUUUUCCUGAUCAUGCACACCAUUGAUAAGCUAGGGGUAUGGCAUCGGUUACCAGUGUUGUUAGGGAUGACAUAUCUGGCCAUCCGGAGACACCUUCACCAACAAUACAACCUGAUUAAAGUCGGCGGCACACCGAUUGGAAAUCGAUCUAACCUGGUUGAUUACCCUUACAGGACAGCAGAUGGCACAUAUAAUGAUCCUUUCAAUGAUGGUGCAGGUAGUCAGGGUUCCUUCUUUGGCCGCAAUAUUCUCCCCGUUGAUCAGAAAAAUGAGCUACUGAGGCCAGAUCCAAUGGUGGUGGCCACAAAGCUUCUAGCCCGGAGAAAGUACAUUGACACGGGAAAGCAAAUCAACAUGAUCGCAGCUUCUUGGGUUCAGUUCAUGAUACAUGAUUGGGUUGAUCACAUGGAAGAUACCAACCAGGUAGAGCUUACAGCACCAAGGGAAGUAGCUAGCCAAUGCCCACUCAAAGCAUUCAGAUUCUAUAAAACCAAGGAAGUCCCAACUGGUUUCUACGAGAUCAAGACUGGUACACUGAACAUCAGAACACCUUGGUGGGAUGGAAGCUCUAUAUAUGGGAGCAACGCAAAAGCGAUGGGGAAAGUGAGAACCUACAAGGAUGGGAAGCUCAAGAUAUCCAAGGAGGACGGCCUUCUCCUCCAUGAAGAAGAUGGGAUAGCCAUAUCCGGCGAUGUGCGCAACAGCUGGGCAGGUGUGUCCACCUUGCAAGCCCUAUUCGUGAAGGAACACAAUGCAGUGUGUGACGCCCUGAAGAAGGAAUACCAUGACCUUGAAGACGAAGACCUCUACCGCCAUGCAAGACUAGUCACUUCCGCCGUCAUCGCUAAGAUCCACACUAUCGAUUGGACUGUUGAGCUCCUUAAGACCGAUACAAUGCUCGCAUCUAUGCGCACCAAUUGGUAUGGGAUAUUGGGGAAGAAAUUCAAGGAUACAUUUGGGCAUGUAGGAGGAGCCAUAUUGGGAGGUCUGGUGGGUUUAAAGAAGCCCGAGAAUCAUGGAGUUCCAUAUUCUCUGACAGAGGAGUUCCUCAGUGUUUAUAGGAUGCAUUCUCUUCUACCGGACUACCUUCUCCUCCGGAAUCUUUCUGUUUCUCCAGGACCCAACAAAUCACCACCCUUGCUUAAACAGGUUCCAAUGAAGAAUCUGAUCGGUCUAAAGGGAGAGAAAACACUAUAUGAGAUUGGAUUUGAUAGGCAAAUGGUUUCCAUGGGACAUCAAGCAUGCGGUGCUUUGGAGCUAUUUAACUAUCCAAUGUGGCUGAGGGACCUCAUUACCCAAAACCAAGAUGGGACUGAAAGACCUGAUCACAUUGAUUUCCCUGCUCUUGAGAUUUAUAGAGACAGGGAGAGGAAAGUUGCAAGGUACAACGAGCUCCGCAGGGGAAUGAUGUUAAUACCAAUAUCCAAAUGGGAAGAUCUGACGGAUGACGUUGAAGCUAUUCACACACUGCGUGAAGUGUACGGUGAUAAUGUUGAGCAGCUAGAUCUAUUGGUGGGUCUCAUGGCCGAGAAGAAGAUCAAAGGAUUCGCCAUCAGUGAAACAGCAUUCGUUAUUUUCAUCGUCAUGGCUUCCAGGAGGUUGGAAGCAGAUAGGUUUUUCACGAGCUACUUCAAUGAGGAGACGUACACUAAGAAGGGGCUGGAAUGGGUGAACACUACAGAGAGCCUUCGAGAUGUCAUACAUCGCCAUUACCCGGAGAUCACAGACAAGUGGAUGAACUCCACCAGUGCCUUCUCUGUUUGGGACUCACCUCCCAACUCUCAUAAUCUUGUCCCUCUCUAUCUUCGCAUCCCCCAGUGAGCCCUAAGAUGCAACUAAGUUUUUCG
Messenger RNA from Macadamia integrifolia, 2132 nucleotides. Its product is annotated as alpha-dioxygenase 1-like. Lineage: Eukaryota; Viridiplantae; Streptophyta; Magnoliopsida; Proteales; Proteaceae. The record is from RefSeq and is a predicted model, not a curated record. Gene Ontology annotation, molecular function: oxidoreductase activity, acting on single donors with incorporation of molecular oxygen, incorporation of two atoms of oxygen; heme binding; peroxidase activity. The transcript has 8 exons. Gene Ontology annotation, biological process: response to oxidative stress. Bases 187 to 2106 code for a protein of 639 amino acids.